This is a messenger RNA of Grus americana (Whooping crane), 1785 nucleotides long. It is a transcript of the gene LRPAP1, whose product is annotated as LDL receptor related protein associated protein 1. Bases 31 to 1086 code for a protein of 351 amino acids. Gene Ontology annotation, molecular function: very-low-density lipoprotein particle receptor binding; lipase binding; receptor antagonist activity. The record is from RefSeq and is a predicted model, not a curated record. Gene Ontology annotation, cellular component: cis-Golgi network; plasma membrane; endomembrane system. The transcript is spliced from 8 exons. Lineage: Eukaryota; Metazoa; Chordata; Aves; Gruiformes; Gruidae. Gene Ontology annotation, biological process: negative regulation of very-low-density lipoprotein particle clearance; negative regulation of receptor internalization.
CGGGACUUGUAGUUCUCCGGCCAGCGCGACAUGGCGGCGGCGCGGGCGCUGGCGGCUCUCGGUGCCGCGCUGCUCCUUGCUAUUGGCGCCCAGGCCAGCAAAUACUCCCGGGAGGCCAACGAAGGGUUGGCGGCCGCCGGUGCCAAGCGGCGGGAGGCCGGGGAGUUCCGGGUGGUGAGGCUGAACCAGGUCUGGGAGAAGGCGCAGCGGCUUCAUCUCUCUGCUGUGAAACUGGCAGAGUUGCACAGUGAUCUAAAAAUACAAGAGAAGGAUGAGCUAAGCUGGAAAAAACUGAAGGCUGAAGGGCUAGAUGAAGAUGGAGAGAAAGAAGCCAAACUUAGACGCAACUUAAAUGUCAUUAUGACUAAAUAUGGAAUGAAUGGAAAGAAGGACUCUCAACUAGCUGAUACCAACUACAUUAAAGAUGGUACAGAAAGUGAUACACUAGAUGAUCCAAGACUGGAAAAAUUAUGGAGCAAGGCCAAGACCUCUGGGAAGUUCUCUGAUGAGGAGUUGGAUAAGCUUUGGCGAGAAUUUAAGCAUCACAGAGAAAAGAUUCAUGAAUACAAUAUUCUGCUGGAGACCGUGAGCAGAACAGAAGAUAUCCACAAAAAUGUUAUCAACCCAUCUGAAGAGAGCCUGGUAAAAGAGGAAAUCUUGCACAACAAACACAGAGAACUCAAAGACAAGCUAAGAAGCAUCAAUCAGGGGUUUGAGCGUUUGCGUAAAGUCAGUCACCAGGGAUAUGACACAACCAGUGAAUUUGAAGAACCAAGAGUGAUUGAUUUGUGGGACAUGGCCAAAUCAGCCAAUUUCACUGAGAAAGAGCUUGAAUCUUUUCGGGAGGAGCUGAAACACUUUGAAGCAAAAAUUGAAAAACACCAUCACUAUCAGAAACAAUUAGAGAUUUCACACCAGAAACUGAAGCAUAUAGAGGGAACUGGAGAUAAGGAUCAUCUGAACAGAAACAAAGAGAAAUAUGCCAUGCUGGAAGAAAAGACAAAAGAACUAGGAUAUAAGGUAAAGAAGCACCUGCAAGACUUAUCCAGCAGAAUCUCUCAAGGUCUUCAACAUAAUGAAUUAUAAAAAUUUGUACUCCUUCAUGGGAUCAAUCUGUUAACACAAAACAGAUAAUGUGGGUUUUGAACAGGAUUUACCAAGGAUGCCUUCUGAAAUAGUAAGGAUUGAACGGAGUUGUCCUGUAAAAAAAUUUUUUUUUGGUCCACUUAAUUUGCCAGUUUUGUAUUUGCACUAUCAAAUUAAAUGAUUAGAUUAUAAAUUUAAGUUGCACGUCUUGGAUCAUAUAAAUCUUAUAUCUGAAUCAAGUAACAGCCUUUGAAAUAAGCAGUCAUGUCAAAAGGAAAAAUAUGUGUACUCUUGGAGGAUUCCUGCUUGUAAAAAAAAAAACAAAAACCCAAAACCCACAAAAAACAAACAACUAACCUGAUAGUCAGGAAAGGUAUUCUGAUCAAUGAAAGCAAACACUGAGGUACAGAAAAUUAAAACAGAGACCAGAAAAGUCUUAUUUCAAUGCCUGGCCUGUUUCCUACUGAAGGUAAUGAAAAUAUGUCUGCUGACUUUGAGCAGUGGCUCAGAGCUGCACUGUAUUUGAAUCUUUCAUGUGAGAGGGGGAGGAAGAGUAAGGAGGGAACAAGUAUUGAGGCCAGUUCACACAAUUUAGUUAUAGACUAACACAUCUGAAGUUACUGAAUGUAUGUGUACAAUUAUCUUGUUCAUGGUUGCUUGGCUUUGUUACACUUAGUCAUUAAAAAAAUGAAAACCAGA